UUGGUGACAAGGACAAACCAACAUAAUUUACUAGAUAGUACUUGUGUGUAAGAAGCAUCAAAUAUGCUGACUGAUAUAUUCAUAAAAAAGGAGUGUUGGAUUCUGCUUAUUAGUCAUUCCUUCAAUAUUAGUUGUUGAGGAAGCUAGCCAUGACAACAAGUAGUGUAAAGCUUCUAGGUGUAUGGGCAAGCCCAUACGUGAACCGGGUUGAAAUAGCCCUCAAGAUAAAGUCUAUUGAAUCUGAGUUUAUACAAGAAAAUAUGUUAAACAAAAGUGAGUUGCUCCUCAAAUCCAACCCUGUUUACAAGAAAAUCCCUGUCCUGUUCCAUGACGAAAAGCCCAUCUGUGAGUCACUUGUUAUCCUGCAGCACAUCGAUGAAGCUUGGCCGAGUGGCCCCUCCAUUCUUCCUUCUGAUCCCUAUGAUCGUGCCAUAGCACGGUUUUGGGCAUCCUAUAUAGAUGAAAAGUGGUAUCCAUUGAUAGUGGACUUCACGAACGCAGAAGGAAAAGAAGCAAAAGCAGCUGUGCAAGAGAAAAUGUCUGAAGGGAAUUUGCUGCUGGAGGAAGCUUUUAUCAAGAUCAGCAAAGGUAAAUCUUUCUUUGGUGGAGAUAGAAUUGGUUACCUUGACAUUGUUCUUGGUAGUUUACUGGGAUGGGUGAAGGCAAUCGAGAUGAUGAAUGAAACGAAGAUACUAGAUGAAAUCAAGAUGCCUAGUCUAGCAGAAUGGGAUGGGAGAUUUUGCAUGGACAAUGUUGUAAAGGAUAUCAUUCCUCAGCCUGAGAAACUUGUGGAAGUUUAUCGCAAGUAUAUCAACAGGAAGAAAGCUACCUCAAAUUAAUAAUGUUGCUGAAUUCUGUCUGUGAUUGUAAAGGAAAGUGUCUCCUCCUAUAUCUUGUUUAAACGGACAAAAAUAAAAGAAGUUUGUUGUUCUUAAUGUACUAAGCAAACUCUCCUCGUUAGAGAUUUGUGCAUGCUGAUCAAAGAUUAAUGCAUAUGCAUUCCUGAACUACAGUUACAAUAGAAUGAGUCAAUUACAAAGGGAAAUAUCAUCCAUCGUCUGUCCAAAAUCAAAGAGCUUUUGUAAUUCUGCUUCAUAUUUGACCAUGUAUUUACUUUUACUUAGUGGUUACAUGAUAUUUUAAUCGCUUUAAUGAUGGAAA
Molecule: messenger RNA, 1161 nt
Organism: Capsicum annuum
Lineage: Eukaryota; Viridiplantae; Streptophyta; Magnoliopsida; Solanales; Solanaceae
Product: glutathione S-transferase U17
Exons: 2
Coding region: 150-839 (229 amino acids)
Biological process (GO): glutathione metabolic process
Cellular component (GO): cytoplasm
Molecular function (GO): glutathione transferase activity
Source: RefSeq, a predicted model, not a curated record